CAACGAUUAAUUGAUUAAUUUUGGGGAAGUUUUAAUUUCCCCGGCCCCUAUUUGGCUAUAUAUAAAUAAAUUAAUGGUCGGAGGCUAUUGAAAUGCAUACCGAAUUCACACACAUGGAUUCUAAAGAGAGAGACGAGCCGAUGACACCUGCCGGCCGGCUGUUUCUCCAGCCGGAGAUGAACCAAAUUAUACACGCGGUCGCCGGCAUAAAAAACCCGCUCGACGUCGACGCCGUUAAGUCGGUGUUCAGGGACUCCCUGCUCGUCAAACACCCCAGAUUCUGCAGCCUGAUGGUCAAGGAUCCGGACGGCCGCGAGCGGUGGCGGAGAACAAAAGUCAACCUCGACGACCACUUUGUUGUCCUCCCCGACCCUCUGACCGUUGACCCGUCCGUGUCGGACGAGGACGCGCUCAACGACUACCUCGCCGACCUCUCCGUCUCCUCGCCGCUCCCGGCGGACAAGCCUCUCUGGGAAUUUCACCUCCUCCUGGCCCACAGAUGCGGCGUUCUCCGGAUUCACCACGCCCUCGGCGACGGGAUCUCGAUCAUGUCAAUGUUCCUCUCGUGCUGCCGGAAAACGAGCGAUCCCAGCCAGACGCCGACGUUCGGCGGGGGCGGACCGGGCCGUCGGGAGAGGUUGGGGAUUAUAAGGGUGGCGAUGGUGGUGUGGUACACGGUGGCGUAUGUGGUGGAAUUCAUACUGAGGAGUCUGUGGCUGAAGGAUAGGACCACCGCCGUUAGCGGCGGCGCUGGGGUGGAGCUCUGGCCGCGAAAAUUGGCUACGGCCAAGUUCACCAUUGAUGACAUGAAAGCAGUUAAGAAGGCGGUCGCAGAUGCGACCAUCAAUGAUGUUCUUUUUGGAAUCAUAGCGUGUGGGCUCUCCAAGUACCUCUCCAUUCGUUCAUCCAAAGAUUUGAAGGAUGGCCUCCAGAUCACUGGUCUUGCCAUGGUGAAUUUAAGACCACAACAUGGACUUCAGGUUUAUGAUAUUACCAAGCUGAUGAAUAGCGGUAAAUCGGGCACUGGGUGGGGUAACAAAUUUGGGUUCAUGCUCUUGCCUCUGCAUUACUUUCACAAUGCUGGCAAUGACGACCCUCUCCAGUUUGUGAAGAGAGCUAAAUCCAUGAUUGACAAGAAAAAGUUGUCCUUGGAAGCCCUUUGCGCCUACAAAAUUGGGGAUUGUGUUAUGUCCUUACUCGGCGUAAAGUUUGCAAGCUUUUUCAACUAUCGGAUCUUAUGCAACACGACGUUCACGAUCUCGAACGUGAUUGGCCCUCAAGAAGAGAUCUCCAUUGCGGGCAAUCCCAUCACCUACAUUAGAACAAGCAUAUCAAGUUUGCCUCAUUUGGGUAGAAAAGCUUACCUCGUCGCCGGAAAAAGCAAAGCAAUUAACCGGAAUUGAACUCCCUCCCCGUCGGCGGUAGAAGUCUCUGCUCUGAAUCGGUUCGUAGGAAUGAAGCGGCGGAUCCAGGUCUUUCAAGGCUUAAUUAAAUUACUUUCCAAAUCCUAAUCCUAAUUGGUCAAAUAUUUUAAAAAACUUUUCAAUUUAAGAUUCGUACCCAAUUCCUACCCGAUUCGUCUGGAUUCGUACCCAAUUUCUACCCGCCGAAUCCAAACCUGUAGAUCCGUUUCCGGUACGUCACUAGCCGUCCCCGCCGGCGAUUCCGUCCCCGCGUCGCUUCCGGAGCGGGAGGCGGCACCAAACUGCCGAACCCGUGCAACCUAGUCAAAAGGAAUAUGGAGGGGGAGUCUCAUGCUAAUAUUCCAAACAAUAAAGUGUACUAAAUUAUUCAUCAAUAAUGGAGAGUUUGUAGAUUCUCUUUCAGGCGAUGAUAUUACAUAUGGUGAGUUAUAAUGGGAAGGCAGACCUGCAGAUCUUAGUUGCCAAAGACAUCAUUCCUGACCCCAACGUUCUAGCCAGAUGUUUUGAAGAUUCUCUCAUGGCCAUGAAACAAGCUGUUGUUGCUGCUGCGGUUGAACAGUAAUAAUCCUAUAUUGCAUGUUUGCAAGGCAUAUAUAUGCAUGCAUGCAUAGGCACUACUGAAAGACAAGGUCAAAACUCGAAACAACUUAUCACCUAGCUUAGCUUAUAUAUAAAUACAUAAGUUUCUGUAAU
Messenger RNA from Cuscuta campestris, 2117 nucleotides. The record is from the annotation of a GenBank genome assembly. Lineage: Eukaryota; Viridiplantae; Streptophyta; Magnoliopsida; Solanales; Convolvulaceae.